AGUCUCCUUGGAGAGAAAGGAUCUUCGGAUAGACUAGCUGAGGAACUCUCCCCUCAGGGGCCUAAAGGCCAGUACCGUACUGGAAUGUCCAGGAGUGACCUCAUAAAGCAAGGAUUCUCUUCGUGGACACUGCUCUGCAGCCUCUUGGAAUCUAGUUGCCCAAGAAAUCCCUAAGCAGAGAUUUUCUGUUGGAUGAUAAAAGCAAGGAAUAAAAGUUGAACAUUUGGAAAAUGUCUCAACACUUUCAUCACCAGAACCAAACGAGAGUCAUUUCUAGUUCGCUGUUAGAUAAUGCAUCGGAGAUGUUCUGUGCAAGAUUCAGGAAACUUCAGAGGAAAGAUACUCAGUGUCAGGCAUUUGUGAAGAGAAUCGUAAUGAGCCGUCUCUUUAAGAUAAUUAUGAUUAGCACUAUUUCAAUGAAUGCGUUUUCUCUGGUCUUGUGGACUGAUUAUAAAACAAGAUACAAAUUGUUCACACUUUAUGAGGUCUCAGAGCUCAUUUUUGUGUCCAUCUAUAGCUCCGAGUUCUGCAUGAAGCUCUACGUGGACCCCAUCAACUACUGGAAGGAUGGCUACAACCUGCUAGAUGUGAUCAUUAUCAUCACUGUCUUCAUUCCCUACAGUCUCCACAAGAUCAAGGGCAAGCACUACCCCUACCUCCACAUUGCUGAUGGCAUACAGUCCCUGCGCAUUCUCAAGCUCAUCACCUAUAGCCGUGGCAUCCGGACGCUCAUCACUGCUGUGGGGCAGACAGCCUACACCGUGGCCUCCGUACUCAUCCUGCUCUUCGUCCUGAUGUACAUCUUCGCUAUCUUGGGCUUCUGCCUAUUUGGAGCUCCAGACAGGGGUGACCUGAACAACUGGGGGAACCUGGCUGUGGCCUUCUUUACUCUCUUCAGCUUGGCCACGGUUGAUGGCUGGACAGAUCUGCAGCAGCAGCUGGACGACCGGAAUUUUGCUCUGAGCCGGACAUUCACCAUCAUCUUCAUCUUGCUUGCCUCCUUCGUCUUCCUCAGCAUGUUCGUGGGUGUGAUGAUCAUCCACACUGAGGACUCCAUCAAAAAGUUUAAGCGGGAGCUGAUGGUGGAGAGGCACGUGACACUCAUGGAAGAGAAGCAGGUGAUUCUGAAGCGGCAACAGGAGGAGGUCAGCAGGCUGAUGCAGACACGGAAAAAUGUUGACUACAAAAGUUUCAGUGAGCUGGUGGAGAUUUUCAAGAAGACCCUGCGGCACACUGACCCCAUGGUCUUGGAUGAUUUUGGCACUAGCCUACCCUUCAUCGACGUCUACUUGUCCACUCUAGACAACCAAGACACUACGAUCUACAAGCUUCAAGAGCUGUACUAUGAGAUCGUGCAUGUGCUGAGCCUGAUGCUCGAAGUCUUGCCCCAGAAGGAGCAGUCCCAGUCCUCAGAAAAGGUCGAUGAGAAGUAGCUGGACAUGGGUAUCCAGGCAUUGAGAGCCUUGCAGACUGUGACAGGCCCCCCCAAU
Diceros bicornis minor is the source of this 1490-nucleotide messenger RNA. It is a transcript of the gene CATSPER3, whose product is annotated as cation channel sperm associated 3. Gene Ontology annotation, biological process: transmembrane transport; monoatomic ion transport. NCBI's taxonomy places the organism in Eukaryota, Metazoa, Chordata, Mammalia, Perissodactyla, Rhinocerotidae. The transcript has 8 exons. Gene Ontology annotation, cellular component: membrane. Gene Ontology annotation, molecular function: monoatomic ion channel activity. The coding region runs from base 231 to 1433 and encodes 400 amino acids. The record is from RefSeq and is a predicted model, not a curated record.